Messenger RNA from Chelmon rostratus (copperband butterflyfish), 8733 nucleotides. Its product is annotated as neural-cadherin-like. Lineage: Eukaryota; Metazoa; Chordata; Actinopteri; Chaetodontiformes; Chaetodontidae. Bases 1 to 8733 code for a protein of 2910 amino acids. Gene Ontology annotation, cellular component: cell-cell junction; plasma membrane. The transcript has 33 exons. The record is from RefSeq and is a predicted model, not a curated record. Gene Ontology annotation, biological process: homophilic cell-cell adhesion. Gene Ontology annotation, molecular function: calcium ion binding.
AUGAUUUGGUUUUUCUUGUUAUGCUGCCUUCUGACGCCGGCUGAUGGACACCAAACACAGGGAGGACUGCCUUUCUUCCACGGGCAUGUUUUUGAGAACUCCCCGACAGCCUCUAAAGUGAACGGACUGAGCAUUCCGAUGAAGCGCAUCAACGCGCAAAAAUGGUGCCCAGUCUUUGGGAUGCACUUCAAACUGUAUGGAAAUGGAAGCGAAGAUUUCCGCACCUUCGCCCACCACAAGCGGGGAAAUCUAUUGCUAAAAACUUGCAGGGUUUUAGACAGAGAGGCUCGAUCACAAUAUCUGCUGAGUGUGGGUAUGUGUUGCCAGACCUGCGUAUCGGAGUCUGCCGUCUUCGAUGUUGCGUCGGUAAAAGUGGACGUUUUGGACACCAACGAUCACGAACCGACUUUUCGCAGUGCAGACACCGUUCACAUAACUUUAGAUGACACCACCGCUCUCCGUAGUGUGGUUUACAGGCUGGAAGCUGUCGACGCAGACAGUGGCAACAACGCAGAGAUAACAUACAUUUCCAUCCCCAAAAAUGGCAGUUUCUAUGUUGUCCCGAAAACAGGCGAAGUUUUGCUCCUUGACUCCAUUCUGGGGCUCCCAUCUGAAGUCAAAUUUUGUGUUUUUGCCAGAGACCACGGAUGGCCUCCUCUGACCAGUAAAGGUGUAGUGGUGACUAUUGCGCCACGGCAGUGGACAACGCGUCCCGCUGAAAUGGCAGAGUCAAGAAGGACAGGUCGGGCGCCGAGGGCAUUACUUGACAAUGGAUCUCUGGUUUCCCUCAGCGUGUCUGAAGAUGCCAGCAUCGGCUCAGUCAUAACCAGCCUGAAUCCCACCAGGUUUCAGUCAGCCGAAUACGAGCUGAUUUAUCCGGUGCCAGAGAGCUCACCGGUCACCGUGGGGCGUGACAGUGGGGAUAUCACCAUAACCAGGAGGCUGGAUAGGGAGACAGAGCCUUCCCUGGAGCUCACUGUAAAGAUUCAGGAUAAACGAGGCGCAGACUGGUACCUGAACAAGGUAAAGCUGAAGAUCACUGAUGUCAAUGACAAUGUCCCUGAGUGGGAUAUGAGGCCGUACCCUUACCUGGCUGUAGUGUCCCCUGAGGCCCCUGCGGGAAUGUUUGUCUACCAGCUCCAGGCUCAUGAUGGGGAUGAGGGCAAGAGCGGAAAGGUGGAAUACUUUUUGUCGGAUGGCGGUGAUGGCUGCUUUGCAGUGGACAAGAUGACAGGCCAGGUGCUGACGACAGGGCUGGUGCUUCAGAGGGACAGAGAAUAUUUGUUAAGCGUGUUGGCCCUUGAUGGCCUUGGCAGCCGCAGUGCCCCAGCCAUGCUCUCUGUGGUGGCUGGUGCCAGAGCGCCGCAGUUCACCAAUGCUACCCACGCCAUUUCCAUACCCGAGAACAAACCUGAAAGACAGCCCUUCCUGGUGGUGUCUGCAAUUUCUUUCCAGAAGCAGCCAGUCAGCUACAGCCUGUUGAUCAAUCCCAGUAGCCUUUUCAGCAUCCAGUCAAACACAGGGGAGAUCAGUCUGACCAGGACCCUAGAUUAUGAGAGUGACCAGCGUCGCUACCUGUUGAUGGUGCGCGCCAGCGAGGAGCCUGGCAGCUUCAGCACUGCCACAGAGGUUCAGGUGUUGAUAACAGAUGAGAAUGAUUGUGUCCCAGAGUUUCUCCACUCCAUCUACAGUGUGGAAGGAGUCCCGGAGACUGUAACCACGGCAACAUCCCUGCUGCAGGUGUUGGCCACAGACUGUGACUCAGGCUUAAAUGCUGAGCUUACCUAUUACACCCUGAGCCCGGACUUCAGCAUUUCACCCCAUGGGACUGUUUUUCCUGCGGGCCGACUGGACUACGAGAGGCCCAACCAUCUGUAUGAGUUUGUGGUGAUAGCAAUGGACAGCGGGGACAAGCCUCACUCUGGCACUGCCACGGUCCGUGUGAGAAUGACAAACAUCAACGAUGAGGCCCCUGAAUUCUCUCAGCCUGUAUAUCGAACGUUUGUUUCCGAGGACGCUGGCCCCAACACCCUCGUCACCACAGUUCUGGCCAAAGACCCAGAUGGUGAUGGCAUAAUCUACUCCAUAACAGCAGGCAAUGAGGAAGGAAACUUUGUCAUUGACAAACAGAAAGGGUUGAUUCGUCUCCGCUCCACUCCCCAACCCAAGCUUCAAGGCCUGGAGUAUGUCUUAAAUGUAACAGCCACAGAUGACAAUGCAUCAGGCGGGCCGCGCUCUCUCUUCUCCACUGCGUAUGUCAUCGUUGGAGUUGAUGAUGUCAACAACAACAAACCUGUAUUUGAGGCGUGCCAGCAGUAUUGUGAACAGGCGUCAGUGCUGGAGAACCAGCCAACAGGGACGUUUGUGUUGCAAGUGCAUGCUUUGGAUGCCGAUGAGGGAGCAAAUGGAAAAGUCAAAUAUGGCCUAAUGCACAGAGACAGCGCCAUGCCCGCCUUCAGAAUUCAACCAGACACAGGCAUGAUUACAACAGCCCGGCGGUUCAACAGGGAGCAGCAGAGAGAGUAUUCAAUUACAGUCACAGCCACUGAUUGGGCAGAGGAGCCCCUCAUUGGCAUUUGUCAGCUCACUGUCCAGAUACUGGAUGAGAAUGAUAAUAGCCCCAAGUUUGAGAAUUUGCACUAUGAGUACUUUUUGAGAGAAGACACUCUGGUCGGUACCAGUUUCCUUCGUGUGGCAGCUCACGAUGACGACUUUGGCACUAACGCAGCUAUCACUUACUCCAUGUCCCUGGACCAGCCUGAGUACCUGCGGGUCAACCCUGUCACUGGAUGGGUCUACGUUAACCAGCCCAUAUCACAGAGAACCUAUAUCACACGGGACAUCAUAGCGACCGACGGUGGAAACCGAAGCACUUCUGUGGAGCUGGCAGUCACCAUCACCAACGUAAAGAACCAGCCUCCACAAUGGGAGAAGGAGAGCUACAGUGUCAUCGUCCCUGAAAACACCCCCAGGGACACAUCCAUAGUAACAAUCAAGGCGACCUGUCGGCUGGGUGACCCGAGGGUGACCUAUAACUUGGAGGAUGGGAUGGUCCCCGAAACCAACAUGCCAGUCCGUUUCUACCUCUCCCCCAACCGUGAAGAUGGCUCUGCGUCCAUUCUGGUGUCCGAACCACUGGACUACGAGACCACACCCUUUUUCUCUCUGCGGGUUCGAGCACAGAACAUGGCUGCGGUGCCUCUUGCAGCUUUCACUACAGUUUAUAUCAAUAUCACAGAUGUCAAUGACAACGUGCCAUUUUUCACCUCCUCCAUCUAUGAGGCUUCAGUAACAGAGGGAGCCCCGAUAGGGACUUUGAUUCUCCAAGUGUCUGCCCAUGACAACGAUCUGGGUCUUAAUGGAGAGAUCACUUACUCUCUGCUGAGAGACAGCAGUGGUGACCACCAUCUGUUCUGCAUAGACCCAAAACUUGGAAUCAUCUACACAGAAGCUGUGUUUGAUCGUGAGGCCCGAAGCUCCUAUUUGCUCGAAGUCCAGUCAGAGGAUGGCCAGGAGUCAGCUCGACCUGGCAAGAACAAGCAACCCAACUCAGACACCGCAUAUGUCAGGGUUUUCAUCAGUGAUGUCAACGACAACAAACCAGUCUUUGUUCAGCGGCUGUAUGAAGUCAGUGUCGACGAGAAUGCAGAUGUGGGCCUGGCUGUUGUCACUGUUAGCGCUAAUGACGAAGAUGAAGGAGCCAAUGCCAAGCUGCGCUACCAGAUUACAUCCGACAACAAAGGUGGUGUUUUUGACAUCGAGUCAGAGGUGGGGACUAUCUUUAUUGCACAGCCGCUGGACUAUGAGCAGCAGAAGAGAUACAAGCUACUUGUUGUUGUGUCUGAUGGGAAGUGGGAAGACUGCGCAGCUGUGGUGGUUACUGUGGUUAAUAAGAACGAUGAGGCACCCGUGUUCUCCAUGAAUGAGUACUAUGGAUCUGUCACAGAGGAGCUUGAUGGGUCACCUAUGUUUGUACUACAGGUGACAGCUACUGACCCAGACAAAGAUGCAGACCAGGCUGCCAUACGGUAUUCCAUUCAUGGCCAAGCGGCAGAGUCACACUUCAUGAUCAAUGACAUCACAGGGGAGUUGUAUGCCCAGCGCACCAUGGACAGAGAAGAGCGUGCUGUCUGGCGCUUUGUUGUCAUGGCAACAGAUGAAAAAGGCGAAGGACUUACUGGUUUUACGGAUGUUAUUAUCAGUGUGUGGGACAUCAACGACAAUGCCCCCACCUUCAUGUGUGCACCUGAUAAUUGCCACAGCAGCGUGGCAGAGAACUCCCCUCCUGGAACGUUUGUUGUGGAGAUGACAGCAGUAGACCUUGACGAUGCAGCUGUAGGUCACAAUGCCAUCCUCACCUACCAGAUCACUGAGAAUGCACACAACACAAACAGUGAAGACCUUUUCACUAUUGAUUCCAGCACCGGCACCAUAUCAGUGGCAGCCGAGGGUCUGGACCGGGAGUUUGCUGACAGCCACUAUCUCGUAGUAGAGGCUCGAGAUGGCGACGGUAUGACAGGUACAGCAACCGCCACUAUAGUGGUAACAGACAUCAAUGACCAUGUGCCAAAAUUUAGAGAGGACUGGUGUGUCGCUCAUGUGCCUGAGAACACUAAUGAGGAUGCUCUUAUUUUGGAGUUGAAUGCUGUGGACCCUGACACUGGCACUUAUGGACAGCUGGCCUUUAGUGUGGUGGCAGGAGACCCAGAGCAACGAUUUUACAUGGUCAGCCACAGACAGGAGCAGACGGGCACUCUGAGGCUGAAGAAGAAGAUGGAUUUUGAGAGGCCAGAGGAGCAGCAGUUCAACCUUACCAUCAAGGUGGAGGACUCUGACUUCUCCACCCUCAUUCACUGUCUGGUUCAAGUGGAGGAUGAGAAUGACAAUGCUCCAGUGUUCACCCUGAGCUCCAACCUGGUCUUCCCUUUGCCUGAGGACGUAACUGUAGGAACCAGCAUCACUGAGGUUGCAGCCACUGACUCAGACUCAGGUCUGAAUGGGGACAUUUUAUACAGCAUUCUACCUCAGUCUGACUUAUAUGAACAUUUUACAGUCAGCGAAGCAGGUGUGAUCACAGUCGCCAGACCACUGGACAGGGAGACAGUGGCAGGUUAUGAGCUGGUUGUCAUGGCAACAGACCAGGGUACCCCACCAUUGACUGGCAGUGUCACGGUACACUUGCCGCUGCUAGACAUGAAUGACAACGGGCCGGAGCUGGAGACAGCCUACAUGCCUGUGCUGUGGGAGAACAGUCCAGCACCUCAAGUUGUCUGGCUCAACAGGAGCUCAGCUCUGCUUCAUAUUGUGGACAGAGACUCCCAAGAGCACGGGCCUCCUUUCUUUCUCUCCCUGCCCUCGCUUUACUCUAUCGACUUUCACCUGAAAGAUCACAGAAAUGGCUCUGCCACACUCUUUGCCCUGCGGAGAUUUGACAGGGAAAGACAGAGCGAGUUCCACUUACCGGUGAUUAUGAUUGACAGUGGCAAUCCACCAAUAACAGCCACAAACACACUCACCAUCACCAUUGGCGACCAGAAUGAUAAUGCUCAUCAAGCAGGAGAGAAAGAUAUUUAUGUGCAUAGCCACAUGGGAAGGAUGGCAGAUGCAGCACUGGGGAAGGUCUAUGCCCCAGACCCUGAUGACUGGGACAACAAGACCUACACCCUGGAGACAAGUGCAACCAAAUACUUCAGCCUCAACCAGAGCUCAGGAGUACUGACUGUCCAACAGAACGCUCCACCUGGAAGCUACUGGUUGAGGGUCAGGGUGUCUGAUGGGGUGUGGCCCGAUGUGAUCUCAGGGGUCAGGGUUCAUGUCAGGGAGCUGGACAUGGAGGCCAUCCUGUCAUCUGCCUCGCUUCGUUUGACUGGCAUUACAGCAAGAGAUUUUAUUGACCCUCACACAGAAGGGAAGAGUCGCAUGGAGAUGUUCUGGGACUUCCUGUCUGAAACCCUGUCCAUCAGACCAGGGAGUAUCAACAUUUUCAGCAUAGCAGACAGAGAGAAGAAAACAGUGGACAUCCAUUUCUAUGUGCUAACUGAUAAUGGGUACCUGCACCCAGAGAAGCUGCAUGCUGUCCUUACCACACAUAAAAAGAAGCUGCAGUCGUUGCUGCGUGUGAAUGUGAGCCAGGUGCAGGUAGAUGAGUGUGUGCACGCAGACUGCAAGACGUCGAGCGGCUGCUCCACACAGUUAAGCAUCAGUGACUCGCCCACCCUGGUGGACGCAGGUGCUUUAUCCCUGGUGUCAGUAAAGGUGACUUCCUUGGCUGUGUGUGGCUGUGCUGCCAGGGAAAUGACCCACCGACCCUGCUCCUCCUACCCCAGUAACCCCUGCCUUAAUGGGGGUACCUGCAUCGACAACCAGAAUGGAUACAGGUGCCACUGCCCCCCUCAGCAUGAGGGGCCAGACUGUCAGCAGACCAUACUGAGUUUCCUUGGCAAUGGCUAUGCCUGGUUUCCCCCCAUAAGGCCGUGCUUUGAUAACCAUCUUUCACUGGAGUUUCUGACAGAAGAAGAUGACGGACUGCUGCUGUAUGCUGGCCCGUUGGCCACUCCACUGCCUGGGGAUACUGAGGACUACAUGGCCAUAGAGCUGAUUGGAGGGACACCUAGUCUGAAAAUUAACCAUGGUUCUGGGGCCCUGGUCCUAAAGUUAAGUAAUAUUCGGGUUGCUGACAGACGGUGGCAUCACCUUGAUGUGAGGAGCAAUAGUAAAGAAGUGCGCUUCAUUCUCGACCGAUGUUCCAGUGCGAUUAUCAUGGAGACAGAGGGUGUGGACUCAUGGGCAAUGACAGAGGACCGCUCAUCUUGUGAAGUUCGAGGGAUCACACCCAACAGAGACAACUAUCUGAAUGGGAAUCAUGUCAUGCAGCUUGGAGGGGUCAAUGAGAACAUAUCAUAUGAAUACCCACAGCUGCAGCACAAACACUAUACUGGAUGUAUAAGGAACCUGCGUGUGGACACCAAGCUAUAUGACCUUGGUUCCCCAGCUGAAUCCUCCAACACUGUGCGAGGCUGCUCUCUUACUGAUGACCACUGCACCAACAAGGAGCAGCUUCCCUCCUGUGGUAGGCGGGCACACUGUCAUGGCGAGUGGGGUUCCUUCAGCUGUGUGUGUGAACCAGGGUUUACAGGGCCUCAUUGUGAUCAAGUGGCUCCAGAGUUCUCCUUUGAUGGCCGCAGUCACAUUCACUUCCAGCUCUUAUGGUCAUUGCCUCCGCGACAGACAAGGGUCCAGGUUGGGGUUCGGACACGUGCUGCUGCUGGUGUCAUCCUCAGCCUGCUUUCCCAGGAGCAGAAUGAAUAUUUACUUUUGGAGGUUAUUCAGGGUCUGCUGGCUGUUUUCUACAACCUUGGAGAUGGAGACUACAACCUGACAGUGCCCCACUAUCGCCUUGAUGAUGGAGAUUGGCAUGAGGUGGAGGUGGAUCGGUACGGCAGAGAGUUCACACUGCGGCUGGACCGGGGAGGAGGGAGACGAGAGGUUACAGCAUCACUUGGGCAGAGUCAGGAGAUCAUUAUUGACCCCUCUGUAGUAAUGCUUGGGAACUCUUUUCCCUCGGGACACAACCAGAGCUUUCUCGGCUGUUUACGAGAUGUCAGGAUUAAUGGCCGCUCCAUCCCUCUGCAUUUGGAGCAGCCUUCAGAAGGGCUCCAGGUGGUCAGUUCGCGGGGUAUCUCCAUUGGCUGCUCUUCAGAAUCCUGCCGAAAACACCACUGCAUCCCUCCCUUGGUCUGUGUAGACCUCUGGAGACACCACGAGUGCAGGUGCCCUCCAGGCCACAUGACCAAAGAGAGCUCCUUGGGCAAAGUGUGUGUCUACACACUGUGUGCUAGCCGGCCAUGCCACCACGGCACCUGUGUGGCUCACUCUCCAUCCCGCUACUCGUGCCACUGCAGCAAGGGCUACCAGGGACGCCACUGUGAGGACUUAUUUCGCAAUGAGGACAUCAACAGCCUCAGCCUCAGCUCCCUAUUCGCCAUCAGCAUCUGUGUCAUGGCCUUUCUAGUGUUGAUGCUGGGCCUGUUUCUAUACUCCUGCUGGAGGAGACACAAGGGCCUGAAGGAAGGUGUGUACCAUGUGUCUGCGCACCAUGGUGAGUGGGAGGACAUCCGAGAAAAUGUGCUCAACUACGACGAGGAGGGUGGAGGAGAGCAGGACGAGAAUGCCUUUAAUAUCGUGGAGCUGCAGCGCUCCCUCCAGCCCAGCCCGGCACAGUCUCUCCGCUACAGCUAUCCUCAAAGCAUCAUGUCCUACCCACAGACUAAGCUUUCUCAGGACAACAAGAAGAAGGGGGUGUCUAACGGGAAUGGCAGCACAGCUAUCGCCCUGCGUCUGGCCACCCCCACUUCAGGGAAAGGAACUUUGUCGUCCCCGCUGACCUUCCACCGUUCACAGAAAACCCUCUCCCUCUCCAGUCAGGACUUGGCCCGAUAUCUGUGUGAGGUCAUCAGGGACAUGGAGCACCCAGGGGAGCUCAGCACCUUGACCACACCGUGCUGUACCUUCAGCAAGGAGCGAGGCCUGGCUGUGGUGCGCUCCCUCAGUUCCCUCAGUGCAUCUCAGGGUUCGGAGGUAAGUCUUCAGGCAUCCCAGAGCACCCGGCUGGACAGGUUCAAAACUCUCCGAGCAGUGGUUAGUGAUUUGAGAGGAGAUUUCAAGACUUCAGAGGGCCAGAGAGUCAAACUGAUGGAGAGCAGAGGGCAGCUGAACAGUGAGAAGAGUGGGUGA